AUGGACGACAAAACUCGCAAGAGAAACGAAAGUGACGACGACGAGCACGACAACGCUGUAUCCGAACGGUGCCGCCCCGAAAAGAUUCGAUGCAUCACAACUAUGCAGACGCCCGAUGUAUCCCCACGCCAGGAUGAAGACCUCGUAAACGCAGGGGGUGGUACGAAAAGCGCGUCUGUCUCUAAUAAACUUGGAGUACAGCACGCGGCUGCAGACGACCACAACCUCCAUGCAAGGGCACAGGAAUCCAUAGCGGGCACCGGACCGUCAAUCACAAGGUCGAACAUUGAGACAGGACGCGACAACAUCGAGAACCGGGAUUCGAGAGGCGAGCUGUCAUGGAGAGAACUUCCCCCAGCUACUUACGAGGCGAACGAAUUGUGUCGGACUGAGAAAUACAAGAGAGAGAACAUGCGAUUCGAAAAGGUACACGACGGCGCCCUGGCCCGCAGCUUCGCUGAAGGGAGACCUCUGCUUAUGUAUUGGGAGGAUUCCAAGCUGGUACGUUCGAUGAGGAACCGACGCCCCCGAACCGUUUGUGAGACUCCAGAGACAGCUGCGACUCUCAAGAACGCGCGCAACCAGGCGCCAUUGGAAGGACAAGGCAGGAAAAUAUCUCUAUCAUCAGUGUUCCCCAUCAGACCUCCGGCUCCGGAGGAUGAGGUUGAUUCCUUGAAUCUGGAUGGAAGUGGACUUUGGCCAAUUGGCAAUGCGUCGGCCGAUGGUUCUUCGACUUAUCUACCCGAACCCCGAAUAGGCAGACCUCCCCUUGCUCCUGUCCCCUGGCCGCGCAUCACGCUACCCGUGAGGCUGCAGACUGUACGCCGUUCAACAUCGCAUCCUGCCCAGGGCAGGAGCCCACGAGCCCUCCGUGAGCUCUAUCUGUCCCGGUAUCAUGCCGCAUGUCGGAUGGAGGAGAAAAUGUCUGAGGAAGACAUGUCCGUCUUUGUGGGUUUCGACACGGAGCAAUGA
This is a messenger RNA of Paraphaeosphaeria sporulosa, 972 nucleotides long. RefSeq lists its product as uncharacterized. NCBI's taxonomy places the organism in Eukaryota, Fungi, Ascomycota, Dothideomycetes, Pleosporales, Didymosphaeriaceae. Bases 1 to 972 code for a protein of 323 amino acids. The transcript has 3 exons. The record is from RefSeq and is a predicted model, not a curated record.